AUGCUCCUAGUAUUUGUAUUUCUGCUACUAUUUCAGCAAAGUCAAUCUAAAAUUGUGACAAUUGCUGGAAGACCUGUCGAAUAUUCGGGAUUAACAGUUCUCGCAACCAAUUGUGCUAGUCACACAAUUUGCGGUGACAAAUGUGCGAAUUUGAAUAAUUGCGCGGUAGGUUUUGAUUUUUGAUUAAAAAAAAAUUUUAAUUUAAAUUUAAAAAAAAACAUUUUGUAGGCUGUUUACUACAAAACUUCAAAUCGGACAUGCAUCAGUUAUAAUUACGGAAAUUUAUUUUCAAUUUUGAAAAUUGAUAGCUCACCGGUUGCUGAGUUUUUCUCAUUUAAGGUAGGUAAUAUGUACACAGGCCUGGGAGACUCCGGCACAGGCCUGGGAAACUCCGGGAUAGGCCUGGUAGACUCCGGGACAGGCCUGGUAGACUCCAGCACAGGCCUGGUAGACUCCGGUACAGGCCUGGGAGACUCCGGGACAGGCCUGGAAGACUCCGUCACAGGCCUAUCUCAGAGUAAAAAUUUUCCAGACCAACACUACAACUUGUCCAAAAUCACCCGCCAAAAUCUACUAUUCAAAAAACUAUACCUACACAGCUACCGGAACCCAUUGGCAAGUUGAGGGGCCGUGCCCAAGAAAUUGGUAUUCAUCAUCAUCCCGCCCAAAGGGCACUUGGUGCAUGAAUUUAUUUCUUAACACUUCCCGGAACUUCACAGAAGUCUACAAAUUCUGCAAUAAUAUUGAGAAAAGUGCAACAAUUUCUGGAAUCGCAAGUCAAGAUGAGUUAUGGUAUAUUGUUUCGACUGGUUAUACUUUACAUUCACCGGAUGUUACAAUGACUAUAGCAAUUGAUGGACGACUUAUGGAUAAGUAUACAGAGCCGAGUUUUCCGGAUCGCUAUGCAUUUUAUGACAAAUACCUUACAACUUAUAAAUAUAAUUUUGCUGCCUAUGCUCCAAACUCAAAUCUAGUCAAUGGACAGUAUAAGAGAUGCUUGAUUUUGUGGUCUAUUCGAUCUAAUCAAGUUCCUGACGCGGCUGUACAAGAUAUGCUAUGUUCGACGAAAAGUAAGAUGUAUGUGUGUGGAAGAGCGGCUAGAUAUUUGUGA
This is a messenger RNA of Caenorhabditis angaria, 1111 nucleotides long. The record is from the annotation of a GenBank genome assembly. NCBI's taxonomy places the organism in Eukaryota, Metazoa, Nematoda, Chromadorea, Rhabditida, Rhabditidae.